AUGUGCGACUCCCAGGCGGAGGCGGUGUGCGCUGGGGCCCCAGCCCCGCCUCUGGCCAAACCCCGUGUGAUCCCCGCGCGGGACCCACCCACGCUCCAACUCGCCAGAUGGUACGCCGCCACCAUUCCCACCAGCCAUGGUGGCAUCCUCACCAGGGCGCUGGCCGGCCCGUGUCCCCUGACAGCCCUACACCAUGUGAAACGCAUCCGGCGGCAUCCCCAGGAUGCAGCUGCCCUGCAGAUCCUGGUGUGCCCCGUCCCCGACGGCGAGGGCUUGCCGGAGGGGGUGAGUGCCAUUGUACAGGAGCACUCCCUGUCUCUGAGUGAGGUGGGGGUGCCCGAGCUGGCGCCGGCGACGCGCGCCGACUGGGCGGGGUGGGGCGCACACUGGCCGCUGACCUGGCGCGCGCCGGACCCGCAGCUGCAGCCUGAGCACGUCGCCCUGGACCCCGCGGAGGAGACCGCCAUGAGGCAGCACCUGGCGGCGGUGGUGGUGCGGGCCGACGCUUGCGGCGCCAAUGUCUGCGCCGUGGUCGACCCCUUCACAGGCGCGUUUGUGGACAAGGUGCUGGCCUGCUGCACUGCUGCGCCCGACGUGCACCCGCUGCAGCACGCUGUCAUGCUGGCGGUGGAGGCCGUGGCAGCGGGGCAGAGGGCCCGCCUGCAGCAGGAGGAGGGCGGCUCAGCACAGGAUGGGUGCCCCAAGCGCCCGCGUCUAGCUGAGGACAUCAUGCUGCACGGCGCUCCUUGUCCCUACCUCUGCACCGGCUACGAUGUUUACCUGGCGGUGGAGCCGUGCAUCAUGUGUGCCAUGGCCCUGGUGCACAGUAGGGCGCGCCGCGUCAUCUUCUGCGACGCGGACGCGGCGGGCGGCGCUCUCGGGGGUACAGGCGGGCUGCGGCUGCAGGCGGAGCGCAGCCUGAACCACCACUACCAUGUCUACCACCUUGCUCGUGCCUGUGGGCAUGCCUAG
This is a messenger RNA of Auxenochlorella protothecoides, 972 nucleotides long. Its product is annotated as putative inactive tRNA-specific adenosine deaminase-like protein 3. The coding region runs from base 1 to 972 and encodes 323 amino acids. Gene Ontology annotation, molecular function: tRNA-specific adenosine-34 deaminase activity. The record is from RefSeq and is a predicted model, not a curated record. Lineage: Eukaryota; Viridiplantae; Chlorophyta; Trebouxiophyceae; Chlorellales; Chlorellaceae. Gene Ontology annotation, cellular component: nucleus; cytoplasm. The transcript is spliced from 2 exons.